This is a messenger RNA of Aegilops tauschii subsp. strangulata, 840 nucleotides long. The record is from RefSeq and is a predicted model, not a curated record. NCBI's taxonomy places the organism in Eukaryota, Viridiplantae, Streptophyta, Magnoliopsida, Poales, Poaceae.
ACUAAAGGUCGCAUGUUAAUUGUUAGCUUACGGCCAAGAUAUCCUACAGUGCACAUGAGUGCAUUCAGGAUUUCUGAAAGCGAUGAAUGCUUAAUAGUGAAAGAUUGGAGCAAAAUUGUUAACAAUCGCAAAGAAGUACUUGAGGGCAGCAAUCAGAAGCGCAGCCCACGAUUAGGAGACAGGAAACCACGCAGACCAGAGGAGAGGAAAUGCAGAUGCGAUGUGUACCUUCACAAGGAACAACUUGAAACUGAAGUAGCGAGGCAGGAACCGUGGCCGUGGGACAGGUGGAGGGGACCUGCUGCCAGGGCCGAAGCUAGGGAAGACCGAGGGGAGUCGAUUAGGAUGGAGCGCAACAGGGUAGGAAGCUAUCCAGAGUCAGCUGCAGGCAUGCCACCUUGGACCAUGGGGAGGCCACCACCGUGUAUCCGCCUUGGAGGCCAGGGACGGAGCCGGAGCCGAGGAAGAUCCAUGAGGAGAGGAUGGCAUGCGGCUCUCCCAAUCCAUGGUGUAGCCUGCACGCACCUCCCGGCCGGCGAGCCGGAGCGGCGAGCUAGCGCGCCGUGGGAUCUCGGGUGGAGGCUGGAGGGCAGCAUCAGGAGGAGAGAUGGAGACCCAAAAGUACACAUGAGAGAAGAACACAACAAGGAGCUACUUAUAGGCAAGCAAAGAAGGACCCAGAACACAAACGUGUGCAAACCUGGAACUACAAACAUGCAAAGGUGGACACAUGCAUGCAUGCAUCAGCCAUGCAGCAGCACACGUAUACCAGCCCAUACAAUAUUUCUUUUUCACAUGAGACAAAAUCAGCCCAUGCAGUCAAACCAUCUUUUCACAUGA